AUGGUACACUUGAACAAAGAUUGGUUAGCUCACGACAGUCAUACAAAGUUGAUGAUGAAGCAGACUGGGCCAUGUGAGAUUCUGGAAAGGUACAGAGAAAAUGCCUACAAGAUCGCAUUGCCCCCGGAUGUGGCUAUUUUACUUAUAUUUAAUGUCUCGAAUCUCACAUUGUAUAAGGGUUCAAAUGAAGAAGUUGGUGUAGCAGAGACUACACUUGAACCAGAUGAUUGGAUUCAGAAGUUGCCUUCUAAGGAGAAGCCACAGAUGGAACGUAUCAUUAGCAAUAGAGAAGCAAUGAGGACAAGACACAAAGUACACAUGGAGCACUUGGUCAAGUGGAAGGGCCUUCCUGAUUCGGAGGCCACUUGGUUGCCGGAAAUGGAGAUUAUGAGGCAAGGCGGGGACCUUUAG
Messenger RNA from Cryptomeria japonica (Japanese cedar), 411 nucleotides. RefSeq lists its product as uncharacterized. Bases 1 to 411 code for a protein of 136 amino acids. The transcript has a single exon. The record is from RefSeq and is a predicted model, not a curated record. NCBI's taxonomy places the organism in Eukaryota, Viridiplantae, Streptophyta, Pinopsida, Cupressales, Cupressaceae.